ACUUCAUCCACCAUGCAGAGGGUAUCUGAUUCAGUUACAUCGAUCUUCCACUUGGAAACUAAGGACGAACGCCUUGCCACCUGCCUGCAAGGGGGUUCGACCAUAGUUUACAGCGAAAAGUUUGGAUUGGGGUGGCGCUUUGGGCUGCAGUACACAGGUUGGACUUUUGCUAAAGUGAAGGUUUACCUUGAUCACACCCAUUGCCCGUCGGCGACAGACGCCGCCACGGUGACUGUUUGCCUUAAAGACUCGGAUGGGUCUGGUUCAUCUGCAGAGGUUCCUUCUUUUGAUAGCAGAACGAUCUCGAUUGUUGACUUUGGCCAUGGCCCACCCGCACCUCUUGGCUCGUUCUCGCCGUCCACUAUUAUUGCACACCCUUACAUGUGGUUUACGGUCACUACGAAAGCAAACUUUACUCCAGUUAUUGCUGACCCCCUCAUCAAUACUGCGUCUGCUCUCAGGCAGUCCAUGAACAACGGUGAAUUCGCUAACGCCAAGUUCUAUGCCAUGUCCAAGCAUAAAACUGGGAGAUCUCCAGGAAAAACUUGUUUCGUAUAUGCGAAUAAUGUAGUUUUGGGCUACGGCGCUAGCCUCGCGCCAGUUCUCCCUUCAUUAUUCGUUCACUACCAGAGCGAAUCCGAGCUGAUGUGGGACGCCGAGCAGUAUGAUUAUAGCCUCGACAGCGACAUCGAGGAAGAAGAAGAGAAAGAGAAAGAAGAGGUGAAAGAGAACCCGAAACCCAAAUCUAAAUCUAAACCGAAACCGAAAUCGAAACCGAAACCGAAAGGAAAAGAACAAGGAGCGCCUAGCCAGCCCCCACCAUAUCGUUAUAGCCAGAGCUAUUCCCCUGGAGCGGCACCUUCUGAAUCUGAGUUCGAUGCAUCUGAUACCACUUCCGAUAGCAGUGCUUUAAGUUCGGAUGGUGACGACUUCAGCUGGACGGAAUGGGCGGCUACGCGGCAUCCAGGUUUCCGCUCGACGGACACAUUGAGGGCUGAGCCACUGCCUCAACCCUUUUCUUCGACCCAGCAAAUGGUGUUGGUUCGGAACACGGCAUACGCAACCUGGGCAUCCUACGUAUACUAUUGCUACACUGGCCAGGUUUCUUUCUACCCUCUGAAGUCCAAAGAUCCGCUCAGCCGGCGCAACAACACAACUCAAACUUUACGCUGUUCUCCCAAGUCGAUGUACCGACUCGCCGUCAAGCUUAAGAACGCACGUUUGGAAGCUCUGGCGUUCGAGGCAAUCAAAUCUAGUUUAUCCCAGAGCAAUAUUUUGGAUGAGGCGUUCUCAUGGUUUACAGCUCAGUACCCCGAUAUGCGACAAAUGGAACUAGAACUCCUAUUGAAGUUCCGCAGCGCACCUGAAGUAUCAAAUCGUCUGGGGAAGGUCCUUAAAAGUGUUUCCCGAGGAGAAAAGCCUUAUGCACUUGCUAUGCUUGAGGCCUUUUUAGCAAGUUUGACACGGCAGGAGGCGGGUGGUACACAGUGAAGUCACAAUAGGCAUUCUAUCACUUGAUCAGUGUUGUACUUGUAAGUCGUGUUAUUUCAAUGUUGUCCUUGUGUUGUUGUCUUGUUUUUCACAUCUCAUCGUACGUCACGGUGUUGAAAUUUGCUAUGUAUGUACAAGGUUUACCGACCUGCUGUAACGUUUACUACUGUUAACGACUUGCUUGACGAAAUCUACACAUGUUAAAA
Molecule: messenger RNA, 1697 nt
Organism: Suillus subalutaceus
Lineage: Eukaryota; Fungi; Basidiomycota; Agaricomycetes; Boletales; Suillaceae
Exons: 6
Coding region: 13-1491 (492 amino acids)
Source: RefSeq, a predicted model, not a curated record